Molecule: messenger RNA, 2106 nt
Organism: Halichondria panicea
Lineage: Eukaryota; Metazoa; Porifera; Demospongiae; Suberitida; Halichondriidae
Product: paramyosin-like
Exons: 1
Coding region: 97-1902 (601 amino acids)
Source: RefSeq, a predicted model, not a curated record
AUAUAAAAGUGAAGGCUCAAUGUGCACACAUCAUUAUUAAAGUCUACAGUUUUUAACUAGUGGCUAGUCUAUAUAGAGAUCAAGAAAAUCAACACCAUGGCUGCAUCAAAAGAGAGCGAAAUUAAGGACAAAUAUGAUGAUAAAGGUCAUGAGAAGGACGAUACUGAAUGCAAAAGAAAAGAUCGUCGUUGCAAUUGCAUGAUUCUUCAGGUGGGGGCCACAGUCAUCAUUGGCAUACUAGCUGUAAUAGCUAUUGCAAUGAGCGGGUACAGCUGCAGUUUGUAUCAGAAGAACAUGGCGCAACCAAAACACGGCUCAUUGACUGAUAAGGAUUGGAUUACGGUGCGUAAAUUCAUCGCUACUGAGGUGAGUCGAGGUAUUCAGGAAGGUCUCUCACUGCCUCUGGAUGAAUUUAACAAAACUCUCGAAUCAUUUUCCAAUCGUUUGGAUGAUUUAGAAUUGCGGCAGAAUAUGACAAACGGGGAAACUCAAGUGCUACGUGCCCAAUUCAGAGAUUUUCAAGAAAGCAGUGAAAUAAUUCAAAACGAGACAAGUUUUGCAAUCUCACAGCUUUCUAUUCAGGCCAACGACAGCACAGAACAGAUUGAGCAAUUAAACGAGGUAAUGAGAGAGACAAAAAGUGAACUCAGUGAGCAGCAAAAUUUGACACAGAUACAAACUGAUAAGUUACGCCGAAAUGUUCAUCAACUAGAAGAAAGGCAACUUCAGACAGUAAUGGAUCUAGAAGAGUUAAGAGAUGAUGUUAAUGAAACGGGAGCUAGAGUAAUUGAAUUAAGUUCAGAACUAACAGCGUUGCAAAAUUCCUUGGCAAGCAAUAUUGCUGAGCAAACAGCUUCUCUAAAAACUUUAAUCAAUUCAACUGAGGUUCAAUUGAGAGCUGAUUUGGAAUUUGUCAUCACAGAAACACGAGAAAACAUUACCGCACUGAGAGAAACAGAUAUUCUAACUAAGGAACUUAUCGCGAACGAAACGAGUGAGCUACGAGACCACCUUCUCUUAAAGCUAGACAAGACACAGCAUUCUUUAAAUGCCACUGAGGAUAGGCUAGUACAGAGCAUCCAUGAGGUUAACAGUAUGCUACAGGCAUUGAGUAUUGAGCUUCAAGAGAGCAUUGUCAACUUAAACAAUCAACUCGAGAUGCACGACACACAGAAUGACCUCGCUUUGGAAACUGUUCACAAUAAUCUUACUGAACGUAUAUCAGCCACUCAAGAACGCAUAAAGCUGCUCAUUUACAACUUGAACAGCACAGAAAGAGAUCUGAAAAAUGAACUGGGGCAACUGGCCUUUUCUGCACAAGAUAAUUUCACAAAGGUGGAACAUUUGAUUGACCUUCUGAGCAACACCAGUAUUGAUUCCAUUCAACAAGUAAAGAUUGAACUUUUACAGAGAGUGGAUAACACAGAAUCAGAUCUAAUUGCCCUCAGGGAAAACGGUACAAUUAUAUUUGAAACACUUUUAAAUUUAAUUCACGGAGUUAAUAACGAUCUUUUGGAACGAUAUAGUGCAAAUAAUGGACUGAUAAGAAGUUUAACGGCUGAAGCGAGACUAAACCACACCCAACUGACGGCAACCGUUAAUAACAAUAACGAAAUGCAUACCACUAGGCUACAGGGACUGCGAACAGAUUUGAACGGAGAUAUCGAUCAAGUAAGUACACGCUUGGAAAACUUGCGAGGGAAAGCUACAAACACUCAACAGAAAGUAACGGAUUUGGAACGGGACGUUGAAAAUAUCAAAACCGAUACCAAUAAACUGAAAUCAGGACAACGGUCCGUAUCUGACAAAGUACGAAACUAUCAUAGUGAUGCAUCUAUUACACUCAGCAACACGACGCUGAUCUGCCUAACACUUAUCAUUGCUUUAAUGAACCUCCUUUAAACGGACACAAGGUACUGAACAAUUAAUGUUUCAAUAAUAUAUAAUAAUAAUUAUGAGCACAAUUCACAUACUACACCGCAAGUCACUGUACUUAUGUAUUCUUAUUGCUUUCAAACAUCAUAAUAAUUAUUUAUCAUGUAAUGGCACCUAUUUUAUCAAGUGCAUGUGCUUACUCUGUUUUUUGCAAUUAAAAGUGUUAACGAA